GGUCCCAGACUCCGCUGGAGGACAUGCCCCCCCGCAUCGUGGAGCACCCCACGGAUCUCCUGGUCUCCAAGGGGGAACCAGCCACGCUGAGCUGCAAGGCCGAGGGGCGCCCGGCCCCGGCUGUGGAGUGGUACAAAGACGGGGAGCGAGUGGAGACGGACCGAGAGGAUCCCCGUUCCCACCGCACCCUCCUCCCGAGCGGGUCCCUCUUCUUCCUCCGCAUCCUGCACGGGCGGCGUGGGAAGCCCGACGAGGGAGUCUAUGUCUGCGUGGCCAGGAAUUACCUGGGGGAGGCCACCAGCCGCAAUGCCUCCCUGGAGGUGGCCACGCUGCGAGACGAGUUCCGCCAGCCGCCCGGGGACGUGGUGGUGGCGGCGGGAGAGCCGGCGGUGCUGGAGUGCGUCCCGCCCCGCGGCCACCCCGAGCCCAGCGUCUCCUGGAAGAAGAACG
Messenger RNA from Acanthisitta chloris (rifleman), 450 nucleotides. Its product is annotated as roundabout homolog 2-like. The transcript has 2 exons. The record is from RefSeq and is a predicted model, not a curated record. Lineage: Eukaryota; Metazoa; Chordata; Aves; Passeriformes; Acanthisittidae. Gene Ontology annotation, biological process: homophilic cell-cell adhesion; synapse organization. Gene Ontology annotation, molecular function: axon guidance receptor activity. Gene Ontology annotation, cellular component: axon; plasma membrane; neuronal cell body. The annotation marks the transcript as partial.